AGCUGAUAUUUCGAAGCAAGCGCCAGUCAGUGUAAUGUGGGUCAGAGCAUUCCGUCUGUCGGAAGCUAUGUCGUCGUCUCUUUAAUGAACAUUGACGAUAAUUAAAGGAUUUUUCUCUUAAAAAGCAUUGCUAGACGAAAAAAAUUUUCAUUGGGAAAUAUUUACAAAUGGUAGCUAAACAAAUUGGUAUAUAAUGAUGAAAGUUUACGAAUCCCACAAAAGCAAAAACUAAAUAUAUGGAUGUAUAUUACUGAUUGAUUUGGGUUUUUUUUUACAAUGGCUGAUUCCACAUGGUUGCUGCUGAUGUCUCAGCUUACCAGUGUUGAAUGGACAUACUCUACACAGAAUGUUGGUAAUUUCUCCCAGCUUCUCUGUACUUCAUUUCCCGUCAAAUGCUGCAGUUUGGAAAUGUCUCAGUAAACUAGAAACUACUUGGCUGGAGUCUUGGCAACAACUACAUCAACGCUACUACUGCCACCACCACUACCACCACCACCAUUACAGCCACCCAUAGUAACAGGAUCAUUAACAAGACUAACAGCACAAACAUCAUCAUCAUCAACAACAACAACAAAAAUAUCACAACUGCUAUCAAAGACCACAACAGAAGUAACAGCACUUCUCCUCCUCUUACUACAACUACUACUACUACCCCUGUCAGAAUCACCAACACCGGGACUGCCGCCGCCACUGACACCAACAACAAGAACAGUUGUUUCAGAGGUGAUGACAACAAUUACAGCAACAAAAACAACAGCAUCAGUACCAAUAUCAACAGCAGCGGCAGCAGCAGCAGCAACAACAACAACAGCAGCAGCAGCAACCAGAAGCACAAGUGUGAACAGAUGAGUCAAGCUGUUAGCGACAGAACCGGUGACACCAAAUGCAAAGUGUCUGUGACCACUAAUGCGACUACCACUACUACCGCUACCACCACCACUAUUGCUACUGCCAUCACUACCAUUACUACCACCUCACCAAAUCUAGAUACCAAUAAUAAUAAUAACAAUAAUAGUCUUGCUAACACUGCUGUCAACAGCAACAACAACAUAAGCACCCUUCUUACCUCCACUAGCGCCACCACUAUUCCUAGUACUCCAACUACCACCUCUGCUUACAUCAUCGACGACAGCACCAACAUCAUCAAGAGCAGUACUAUUAGUGCUUGUAGCAGUGGUAGUAUCACCAGUGGCAAUAAUAAUAGUGGCAGCAGCAGCAGUAGUAGUGCCAGUGACUGUGGUGGCACUGGUUUCGGUGGUAGUGGUGGCAGUGGUAGAUAUCGGUUCAGUGAGCCAUCGUUAGUUACGGCCUUGACAAAAGCUGAACCAGUUAACCCGUUGCUGGCAACGCUUGGUGUGAAACCACCGCCACCGACCCGACAGGCAAGGAACGGGGUGGUUCGGUCACCAAACUCUUGUGCCAUAAUCACUGCCACCACCACCACCACUAAUAACAACAACAGCAACAACAAUAAUACUUGUAGCACUGCCAACACCAGCACAAACAGCAACUGUAAUAAAAGCAAGUGCAGCAGUUUUGUUGACAUUUACAAAAAGCAGCUUGCAUUUUUGGUGCAGCAGUCUGGUGACAGCAAGAGCAGCGCCGGUGGAAGCAGCAAGAAACCAACGGAACUGUUGGAUAAAAAGAAAAGGGUAACAGACACCAUUCCGCCAACUUCCACCCCAGGUUCACCUCCAACUCCAGCAUCUCUACAGCCACUGCAGCCUUCGUCUUUACCAUCUCCACUGCAGGCGGCACCGCUUCCAGCAGCUGUUGCAGAGUGUCACCAGGUCGUGACGAAGUCAAGCAGCAGCAGCAGCAGCGGCACCGAGAGCCACAGUGGCAGUGGUCGCAACAAUUGCAAUAACAGCAGAAAGACUAGUGAUCCUCAGUGUCAGGAAGUGACUUCAUCCCGGUUGCUCUCUGACCGUUUGCCCUCAAUUUCUUCAAUCACCACAGCCCUUUCACCUUCACCUUCACCUUCCCCUGCCGUCCUGCCCUCGCCCCUGACAUCCCCUCUGCCCAGCCUAACUGAUGAGAAGGACAGCUGUUGCACUACACGCAAUCAGAGUCAUUACAAAAACACUGGCAACGGUGGCUACUGCAACAAAAACAACAGCACUGACGCCACUGGUACCACUCUGAACCACAACCACAACCAUCAUCACCACCACAACAGCACCAACACAGACACUGCUGCAUGCUUUGAUCAUGUUAGUACAACAUUUGUAGAUAAUAAAUUUAGCACAGAAAACAACAAUAACCACAGUACUAAGUUGGGUCCAUCCCUUCUCAGCAAGAAUACUCAACACAACAACAACAACAACAGUAGGGAGUCUUUCUUUGAAGAUCAGCAAAGACCUGUCGUCACACCAUUGCACGUCAUCGACAGCAAGUGUGAUGGCAGUAAGACUAAGACAUUGCAGCAACAGCAGCAGAAACAACAUCAGUCAUUACAACCACCACCACUACAACAACAACAACAACAACAAAAACUGCAACUACAAACAGAACAACUGCAAGAAAAGCAAAUGCCACCUACAGCCAAGCAUCUUGUAGCAACAACAAGAACAACUGCCAUAGCAGCUGCAGCAGUCAACAGAAGCAGUGGAGCAACAAGUGAUGAAGAGUUUCAUCCAUCACUCUCUUUGAUAUCUUCAGCAGCCUCAGCAUCAGCUUCUUGCCAGCAGCAAGAUGACAGAAGACAAAGAAAUGUCUUGUAUACGACAACAACAACAACAGCAACGUCUCUGUCAUCACCACCACCACCACUAUCAACAAAAGCAGUAGAAGCAACAACAACAACAACACAACAACAACAACAACAACAACAACAACAACAACAACAACAACCACGACUGCAUCAAAUACCAUCACCUGAACAACUUGAGCAACUACCACAACAAGAGGACAGAGAAAAUAACAUUGUGUUGGUGCCUGUUUCAAAUGAUGAAAUUGUGACACAACAGCAACAGCAGUCACAGUUACUGAUGAUGAUGCACCAAAAAUGUGACACAGACAUUAACAACAGAGACAGCCUCCCCAGCAGUAACACAUACAGUGCAGCGAGACUGGCUGCAGCCACCAACACCUCCACCACCAAUGUCAGCAGCACUUGCACCUUCACCACUGCCACCACUAUCACUAUGAAUAACACCAAUAUCAACACUUCUCAAAUCAUAUCACCACCAUUACUACAGUGUUCACAGCCAUUACCACCACCACCACUGUCUGCACCAUUGUUAACAACUACCACACCAGCCACUUUCAGCAACCAUGCAUUGGACACUUUCCUCAGUCCACUUCACACAGACAGUACAAUUGUUCCUGUCACAAAUAGCACCUGUAUUUUUCCAACAUCACUGUCAACGUCAUCCUCCUCUUCAUCAUCCUCAUCCCCCUCUUCCUCAACUCCUUCUCUGUCAUCUCCAGCCUUGUUUUCUCUGCUUCCUCCAUCAUCUAUAGUCUCCUCUUCACAAACUGUCAGCGUACCACUACAGAAUACCUCGACAAAACAAACCAACUCCAUUUUGACAUCGCAAGAUGCUUCUUUGUUUCUCAGCAGAAGCAACGCAGAACCUUCAGUUCAAUCGGCAAUGGUAAUGCCACCAUCUACUCCAAUUCAGUGUCAAGUAAUGCCAACAACAGAAGCAGCUUCUUCUGACUGCAGUAGCGAUGAAAACUCCUAUGAUGGCUGUGCAAGCAGUGAGCCUUCUUCAAAACCGGAUAUAGAUUCUCCAGAGUCGUUUGUUGCCUCAACUCAAACUGGGUUCGAUAACAGUGAGCAUGACGAAAGCACAGAAGACAGCAUUGGCAACAGUGCCAGUUAUACUGGGAUAUCGUCAUCGGUAUAUGCUAAAGACAACAUUUCAAAAGUUUUAGACAGCCAUUACAAAAGGAUAAAAGACCCAGCCUUGAAGAGUACUUAUGAUAUGGAGUAUGGCAUGAAACUCUGUCAGGACUUCUGCAUCAAAGAUGGCAGCAAUUUUGCUCGAGAUGUGCUUUUGCACUCAAGUGUUGACCACAUGUGCAAGUCCUACAAUGUUGAUGAUGAUGAUGGUGAAGAUGAUGACAAUGUAUAUAAAUAUUCUUUCUCCUUGCCGAGCAAGAAAAACAUAGAUGCUCUUGACUGUAAGAAAACAUCACCAACUUCUGGUCUUGUCAGUGAUUUGCUGAGGUGUACCACUGCCAUUGCUGAUGAUCACUCUUAUUGUUGGUCAGUGUCGAAGACACAAGAACCAGAAUCGCUCUUGCGAGACGCGUAUCCGUGUGAUGAUGAAGUGUCUGACUCGAGUUCGUUGGAUGACAUUCCUGAUAAGCAGGAACAUUUAACUUUCUUAACUCAAAAUGCAUUUCUUAAAAACAACAACCCCAAAAGUGUUGAGACGAAGACUUCGUUUUUCUCACCUGCUUCCCAAUCUAUCCGGAAGCAAAUUGUUGGGAAAGACAAGAAAAUGCAGCUGAACUUAAACAAUGGGUGUGUUUCUUUAGAUUCCAGUGGUUUUAAUAUUUGCAGUAACAGCAGUAAUUUUAAAAUGGCAACAAAUUCAACAAAUAUGUUAUGUAAGACUAUUCCAAAUAACCUAAUUAAUAAUAAUGAUAAUAAUAUUAUUAAUAAUAGUAGUUGUAGUGGUAGUUUCAAUAACAACAGUAAUAAUAAUGUUGUUGACAGCAUUACGCCAAAUGGGGACAAGUUUGUCACUGACUUUUCCUCCUCUGGACUUGAAGAGAAAACACAUUUAAGUUUCAAUAGCUAUUACCCUUUUGAAUCAAAGUUUGCUGAUGAAAGGAAAGUCAAUGGCUUAUCUAGUCCAGUGCAACUCUCUGAGUUGUCACCAAAUUCUCGAUCACCCAAAAUCACUCCUUUAAAGAAUGUCAACAACAGAAUGAACACACAGAGCUCUCCCAAAAUCGGAAGCUUUCGAAUUGGCACAUACGGAUCAAUAUCCAACAAAGAGUGGGAGGAAAACGUCGAUUCUGAUACCCCAUUGACUGUUGGUAGCAUCUCUAUGUCAGAUAAGAAGCGAGAGACAUUCACAUUUUGCCACAAGAAAGAUUUAUCUGACAGAUUAUCUGCAAAUGAUGAUCAGAAAAAUACAGGUCUACUUUAUGAGAAUUCCAUGGAUGUUGAUGACGCUGUUAAAGCACUGAGCAGUGAUGGUAUGAAUGGUUUCAAGUUUCAGGAAGAAUCAGUUAGUAGUAUUAACUACGCUCAUAUUCUUCAUGACCAUGACUACUGUAUACGAACAGCAAUUUCUCCAACCAAGUCUGAACUUGCAAAAGAACUCUUUAGCUCUAAACUACUGCCAUCAUCAACCUCCUCAAAGAUAUCUAAUCUUUCUUCAACAAAGACAGCAGUUGUCUCAAAUGAGUGUUCUAGUUCUCCUACAAACACCCCUGUUACCACAGAAGCAAAGAACUGGCGUAAACCCCGCAACAGUAACAGCAAGUCAGUUGACACAUCUGAAGAUGUGUCUGUUUCUAAUUUACCUCUUAAAAUUGAGGAACCUGACCAAGAAAGUGCAGAAACCAGCUGUGAGACCUCUCGUACCAACGAGAGUAAACUAAAAAUAACUGGUAGCUUUCAAAAUGAUUAUGUAUAUUUUCUUAAUAAAACUGCUCGCAGUAGAAGGCGAUUCAGCCAUGAGAUCUUGCCAGACAAAAACCUUCAAUCAAAGCACUACUCUGACAUUGUUAUUCCUCACUUGACUGAUGCAGACCUUGAGGCUCUGAAGCGUCGGCAAAAUAAAUGCAGCCCAAUGUUAGAUGCAUCAGCUGCCUCCAAGAACCUUUGUGAUGGAAGUAAUGACAUGGAGAUUGACAGUAAACUGAUCCGCUCAGUUAUGAACAUGGAUAAUCCCAGUAUGGACCCUGACAUGGAGUAUACUCUUCCUGUACUCGAUAAUGGAUUCGUCUCCGAAAGCAUGUCAACAAACUCGGAAGUCUGUUUUACGCCAGAAGAUAUGGAUAUUCUGUACAGUGCAUUUAAAAUGGUAGAGAAUGCAAACGGCUUUCGAAGUUUGGAUGAAAUCCGAAAGACUGCUGACAGCUUUGAUGGCAUGCAGAAACAGAUGAACUCUUCUGUGUCUAUGCUUCAAGAGGACCAAAUUAACCCCUGCAUGACAGCUGUCAAUGAGAGUAAAGAGCCAUUUGUAAACUCCGAUUGUAUGAGCUCUGAGGAAGCUAUCAAUGAGUCAGCACAAGUCCAUGCUCAUGGCUUGCCUCCGGAUAAUACUUUACUAGAUUUUGAAAAUAUGCCUAUAAAUGAUAUGCAUAAUAUGAUAAGUAAUGAGAGAGACAAAUUUAAGGCACCAACUCUUGCUUGUUCUCAAGAAAGUGAUCUAAACCAAUCUGAUUUGAACAAUUUAUGCUCCAGCAACCCUAGUGCAAACUUGACUGAUUUGCAAAUACCAUCUUUGGAGAAAUUUGACUUGUUAAGUGGUGAUUUGCCAUUAAAACUGGACAAACCAGACUUAUUUCUUGAGCCUACUGUCGAAGAUAUAUCUACAGUUCCUGACUGUAACCCGCCUUGGAUUGUAACUGUUACUAUGUUUUGGAAUGAUUUGCCUGCCAUUAUGAUGGACCACCAUCCAUACAUACGUCUUGUAGACAUCCAUAAACAAAUUCUUCCUGCAAAAGAUACAGGAAUACUUAAAAAACGUUGUCAGCUUCUUGGCCUUCCUGUACAGAACUGCACAGAAUUUCAACGUUACUUUUUAGUGCAGUAUGGACGUGCAUACAAUUCUAAGAGUACAUUGGUUAUUUCAAAGGAUGAUGCCAAAUCUUUAAUUGGCUACUAUGUGAACCCACCACCCCGGGCACCAAAGGGUGAAGGUAGUGAAGAUGAGCACGGCAGUCCAGAGAAACGAAUUCUGAAAACAAAUGGUUCUUUGGAAGGAAGAAUGAAAAAACAAGCCAAGACCAUCGGAUCAAAGAGGCAGUCUUUGCAUAAGAAAAAUCUGUCUUUGGAAAACCAGCUAAAUCGAGAAAGGACAUUAAGUGAGAAAUCAGAUGACCAGCCUGUUGAGAAACAGUCGGCCAGCCCAUCUAGAUUUGAUAGCACAACAGUGUCCGAGGCAGUAACUUCAACAACAUCAGCGGCAUCGAAAGUUCGUGUCACUUCCUCAUCGCCUCCCUUGACAAGCACCAGGUCACGCUUGCGUCACAAGAAGAUAAAUUUUCUAGACUUGAUCCGCGGUGAAAGCGGGUCAUCGUCUGCUUCAUUGUUGCCGUCACACUCGUCAUCAUCUUCGAUUGCACCCACCUCUUCUGGCUCAGUAGACAUUUCCCCAUUGGCUGGCACCAUGCCGGCCCAUUCCCUAAGAUCCUCUUCUGCAUCCUCCCCUUCCUCCUCCUCAUCAUCUUCAUCGUCAUCCACCCUGUCUGCCCUUUUCCCGCCUCUCUCAUCUUCACUGUCACCCCCGCCAUCCCCGUCAUCUAACAGUGCCCUCUCCUCCAACAAAAUGCACAGUGCUGUGGCCCUUGCAGGAGAGGAGGCUUCGUGCACCCGGAAGCAAGGGCUAGCUGUGGGUGCAAACCGAUUGAAGGGUGAAAAAUCAUUUGCUGGCUCUCGUCAGCAGAAGAACGGUAAUAAGGGACAAGUGAUGCCAUCACUGAUGUUGCUACAGCAACAGCAACAGAUGAACAGCUUGUUAACGAGUGAGUGCAAUAGCUCGUUAAGUUCAUCUCCUGAUGCAAUCAACAGCAGCAGCAACGGUGGUGGCAACAUCAAAGUCAACAAGACCAAAAAGCCACCAAAUGACUGCAAAUUGGUCGGUGGAGGUGGCGGCGGAGGAGGAGCAGGGCGACGUUGCUACAACCAAAAGAAUGGUCUGAACGGUAGGCGGCAGAAGAAUGGCGAUGAGAAAGAGGCAGCUGGUAGUCACUGUGUCGGCAAGUUGCCAGCGAAAAUCUCCAAGUGGGCAAAGCCGAAUCGAGGCAUCGGUCGGCGAAUUAAGAAGAACAAUAGCCGGCUGAAGGUGAAGCUAAAACUGCAAACCCCAAACCAUAGUCUACCGGGCAGCACAAAUGAUUUCAGAUUUAUUAAUUCCACCAUCAACACCACCAACUACGACAGCAACUAUAACAAUACUAACAUUAAUAAUAUUAUUAAUAAUAAUAAUAAUAAUGGUAAUAUUAACAACAACAAUAGUCACAUUAACAAGAAUAUUAGCAAAAACAGAAACAUCACUAAUAAUAAUAACAAUAAUAAUUAUAGCAGUAGUGGCAGAAGCAACACAGCCAUUAACCCUUCCAAGUCCAUCACAGCAACAAAAACACUAACAACAACAACAACAAUGCCAGUAUCAUCAACUACAACAACAACCACAACAACAGUAACAACAAACAAUAGUAGUAAGCCUCCCAGUCAUAAAAAACGUUUAAGAGUCAACAAAAUGCAAAGCAUUUUUGACGUUAUUCAUGUUCUCCGUGAGGAUGUAGUAGCAGACAGAUGCAUAGGUGUGCAGGCAGGAGAGCUUCUGACAAACUUGUACAUAGAUAGAGACUCCAAGUGCAUCAAGUGCACUACUUGUACAGAACUGUUUUCUAUCGUACACUUUAUGCAGCAUCAUCAGCAUUCAAACUCCGGUGUCAGUUGCCAUAGUGACUUACCUGUGUCAGCUUCACCGUUAUCGCAACAACAACAAAAACACCAACACCAGCAACAACAACAACAGCAGCAGCAGUUGUCAUCGCCAUUCUUGUCAUCAUCGUCAUCAUUGUCAACACCACCAACAUCUUUACCACCUUCACUUCCAACACCAGAUACAGUACGGGAGCUGUCGUCAACCCCGUGCAUGUGGCGUUUGAAACUCAACAGCAAUACUUCUGAGAGUCAACAGAAGUUGUGGAAACACUUCUUGAAGAAGCAACAUCAACUGCAGAGCAGGCAGCAGUCUCCUCCGAAAUCUGGCAAUGGCAUUAGAUUUUAUACGUCGGCUAACAUGUUGCUCUUGGAAAGCCAGCCAUCCAACCUGAAGCAAGGUGGAACUAGUGCAAAUUCUUCAACCUCUCGAGUGAGUUCCCGUAAACGCAAACAGAAACAGUUCUAUCCAAUUGAAAACUAUGAAUUCAAAACUGCUCUUAGCUCUGCGGCACACAGCAGGAAUUCAGCCGGCACAUCAGUAGUGAGCAAAGUAGCAGACACUAUGGUGGCGCGGUUGUCAAAAGUCCUGUUGGUGCUGCUUCUGGCCGAGCAAUGAGCUGUAGUAUGGGGUUGAGUCCCUCCAAGAAAACCAUGAAACUUUCGCAUCAGCCAUGCGAAGGUGCAGCUAUGUCUGUGUCGUCGGCACCAGGCUCAGCCAAAGCUGUGAUCCUCCCUGGCGUUAGUGGUUCAUCUGCCUUCUCCACG
Octopus sinensis (East Asian common octopus) is the source of this 9352-nucleotide messenger RNA. RefSeq names its product serine-rich adhesin for platelets. The coding region runs from base 846 to 9203 and encodes 2785 amino acids. NCBI's taxonomy places the organism in Eukaryota, Metazoa, Mollusca, Cephalopoda, Octopoda, Octopodidae. The record is from RefSeq and is a predicted model, not a curated record. Gene Ontology annotation, molecular function: SMAD binding. The transcript is spliced from 6 exons.